This is a messenger RNA of Linum tenue, 724 nucleotides long. The record is from the annotation of a GenBank genome assembly. NCBI's taxonomy places the organism in Eukaryota, Viridiplantae, Streptophyta, Magnoliopsida, Malpighiales, Linaceae.
CAGCUGGGCGAACGGCCGCUCCCCUCUCCCUCUCUACCUCGCCCUCUCGUUUUUUUCUACUCUCUCUCUCUGUUUCAUUUCUCCUUUCUUCUCCAGAGAGCGAAAACCUCACUCUCUUAAAACCGCCGCCAUUCCUCGCCUCUCUCUUUCUCUCGCCUUCUCUCAUGUUCGUAUCCGGAACCCACUCUAAUCGUUAGAGGAAAAAUGAACCCAACUCCAAAUCCAUGGCCGCCCUGCACCUCUACUCUCAAUCCGUUUGUUUUCUCGUUUAAAUGGUAACGAUAAUGAAGAAAUCAAAAAUCGGGUAAACCUCUAUGACAUGCAUGUUUGUUUUCUCGGUUUUUUAUUCCGAUUUUGGGGGAGUUCGGGUUCUCACCCUUUCUGCUUUUUUCUGGGUUUUGAGGGUCGGAUCUAGGGGAAACUUAGACCGGGAAGACGGUAGCAGAGGGUGCUACGGCGACGGCGACUCACAGACCAGGGUUUUGAAAGGGAACAGAUCGAGGUCCAUGAUUGGCUUCAAAAGAGAUGGAAGAAACAUGUAUUGAUUGUAAUUUUAGUGUAGUAAUUCUUAUUUGUAAUUUGUAUUAUGUUUGUAAUUGUAAUUAAGUAAUAGUUUUAAUAAUAAGUUCUUCAUUAUGAUUAUUAUAUUUGCGUUGCGCCAAAAGCCGAGAUUGGAAGCCAAUAGAUCCUAUUAGAUCCACCGAAAUCGAAUUCGAAUAAACUG